GUCCUCAUGCCUUCUUUCUUUUCUCCUAGGUCUUCUGUCUGAGGACCCUUUCUGCCUUAUUGAGGAAAAGAUAGAGGCAGAAAGGAUGGUGACUGAGUGUUUGACAAAUUGUUCUCAGGACUUGGUUACCUUCACUGAUGUGGCUGUGCACUUCACCCGAAAAGAGUGGACUUUACUGGACCCAACUCAGAAAAAUCUAUACAGAGAUGUGAUGCUGGAGAACUACAAGAACCUGACCACAGUAGAGUAUCAGUUGUUCAAACCCAAUCUCAUCUCUUGGUUGGAACAAGAAGAGUUGAGUACAGUAGAGAGAGGAGUCUUCCAAGAAUGGGAAACUCCACUUAAAACCAAAAACUUAGCAAUUCCACAGGAUAUUUUUUGGGAAAAAGCAGGCAAUAGGAUUGAAAUGGAAAGAAUACACAAUGGGUGGGAACUCGAUGAUUCUGAGCAAUGUGGGAAAGUCGUCAGUGAACAUUCAUGCCUGAAGACACACAGGAGAACUCAGAAGGGAGCCAAUACCCAUGAGGAUAAUCAGCAUGGAAAACGCUUCCUUGCUCUGUACAAGAAAACCUCUACUGGAGAGAAACUUUCCAUGUUUAAUCAGUGGGGAAAGGCCAUCAGCCCUACUUCAGAUGCUGUGUACUGGCAUGCUAGCAUGCAAGAAGAAGCAUUUGUUAAUCAGUUUUCUCUUCAGGCCCAAACAAGACCUCACAAUGGAGAAAAAUUCUAUGAAUGUAAGGAAUGUGGGAAGGCCUUCACUGAAUCCUCAGGCCUUGUUCGCCACAUAAAAACUCAUACUGGAGAGAAGCCUUUUAAAUGUGACAUAUGUGGGAAAGCCUUUGCUACUUCUUUGAAAGUGACUACCCAUUUUAGAACUCACACUGGAGAGAAACCUUAUAAAUGCAAGGAAUGUGGGAAAGGCUUUAAGUGUCUUGUGUACCUUAAAUGUCACAAGCGAACUCACAGCGGAGAGAAACCCUAUAAAUGUAAGGAAUGUGGGAAAGCCUUCAUUCAAUCCUCAGACCUUAACCGUCACAAGCGAACUCACACCGGGGAGAAACCCUAUGAAUGUAAGGAAUGUGGGAAAGGCUUUGCUCAAUCUUCAGGCCUUAUUAACCACGUAAAUAUUCACACUGGAGAGAAGCCUUUUAAAUGUGAUACGUGUGGAAAAGCCUUUGCUGCUUCCUCAAAUCUGAGUAACCAUUUGAGAACUCACAGUAGGGAGAAGCCUUUUGAGUGUAAUACAUGUGAAAAAAGAUUUGCAAGAUCUUCACAGUUAAUCAUUGAUGAGCGUACUCACACUGGAGAAAAACCCUAUAAAUGCAAGGAAUGUGGGAAAGGCUUUAAUUCUUUCGCAGGCCUUAACUGUCAUGAGCGAGUUCACAGUGGAGAGAAACCCUAUGAAUGCAAGGAAUGUGGGAAAGCGUUCCCUCAAUCCUCAGGCCUUACUGUCCAUAUAACAACUCACAAUGGAGUGAAGCCUUUUAAAUGUGACAAAUGUGGGAAAGCCUUUGCCACUUCCUCAAACCUGACUAACCAUUUUAGAACUCACAGUGGAGAGAAGCCUUAUAAAUGCAAAGAAUGUGGGAAAGGCUUUAUUUGUUUUAGGUACCUUAAAUGUCACAAGCGAACUCACACUGGAGAGAAACCCUAUGAAUGUAAGGAAUGUGGGAAGGCCUUCACUCAAUCCUCAAGCCUUGUUCACCACAGGAAAACUCAUCAAAGAGAAAAACCCUAUGAAUGUAAGGAUUGUGAGAAAGCCUUCACUCAAUCCUCAGGUUUUAUUGACCACAUAAAAACUCACACUGGAAAGAAGCCUUUUAAAUGUGACACAUGUUGGGAAUCCUUUAGUGCUUCCUCAGACCUUAAACAUUUUAACAUCUCUCACUACGUGGAAGCCUAUUGA
Messenger RNA from Ceratotherium simum simum (southern white rhinoceros), 1906 nucleotides. The record is from RefSeq and is a predicted model, not a curated record. Lineage: Eukaryota; Metazoa; Chordata; Mammalia; Perissodactyla; Rhinocerotidae.